Molecule: messenger RNA, 309 nt
Organism: Neolamprologus brichardi
Lineage: Eukaryota; Metazoa; Chordata; Actinopteri; Cichliformes; Cichlidae
Source: RefSeq, a predicted model, not a curated record
GACGUCAUCCUGGGCUCAGACGUCUUCUACGAUCCCGAAGAUUUUGAAGACGUCCUUGUGACCGUUUUUUUCCUGCUGAGAAAAAACCCCAAAGCCGAGUUCUGGACGACGUACCAAGUACGAAGCGCCGACUGGUCGAUCGAGGUGCUGCUGCACAGGUGGAACCUGAGCUGCAUCGAGGUUCAGCUCGACCAGUUUGAUGCCGACACACCUGAGCUGGCCGGGUCGAAUCUGCCCGGCAACCACAGCAUCCAGAUGAUGAAAAUCACCCUGAAGACGGAGGAUGCUGGACAGAAGGCCGUCCACAGA